Molecule: messenger RNA, 1521 nt
Organism: Aspergillus puulaauensis
Lineage: Eukaryota; Fungi; Ascomycota; Eurotiomycetes; Eurotiales; Aspergillaceae
Gene: HER2
Product: glutamyl-tRNA(Gln) amidotransferase subunit HER2
Exons: 4
Coding region: 1-1521 (506 amino acids)
Biological process (GO): mitochondrial translation; glutaminyl-tRNAGln biosynthesis via transamidation
Cellular component (GO): mitochondrion; glutamyl-tRNA(Gln) amidotransferase complex
Molecular function (GO): glutaminyl-tRNA synthase (glutamine-hydrolyzing) activity
Source: RefSeq, a predicted model, not a curated record
AUGUCCCUUUUGAUUGAAGCUGAGAGAUAUGUUGCUAACCAGAGCUCGCAUAUCGCUCUCAAUUCCUUCGUAACCCCCCUGCGCCGUCAUGCCGGCCGAUGGCAAGAUCAGGCGAAGGAGGCGGACAGUCGGCAGCGGCAAGGAAAACCGAAAUCGAGAUUAGACGGCCAAUUCAUCGCGGUUAAAGAUAACAUAUGCACUCGAGGUUUCCCAACGACAUGUGCCUCGAAAACCCUCGAUACAUUCACGAGCCCGUUUAACGCGACGGUGGUUCAACAACUACAAGACGCUGGGGCCAUAAUUGCCGGAAAAACGAAUCUGGAUGAAUUUGGUAUGGGGUCUCAUUCAGUCCAUUCUCGGUUCGGACCUGUCAAGAAUAUAAACCGCAGCCGUGAUUCAAGCCAUCUCUCGGCGGGAGGGAGCUCUGGUGGAAGUGCGCUUGCAGUUGCCACGGACCAGUGUCAUUCAGCAAUAGGUACGGACACAGGCGGAUCUGUUCGCCUUCCAGCUGCGUAUACGGGAACUGUAGGGUUCAAACCGUCUUACGGGCUGUUAUCUAGAUGGGGCGUUGUCGCAUAUGCGAACUCUCUAGAUACAGUUGGGAUUUUGGCGAAACGGACAUCAGUGGUUCGUGAUGUCUUCGACGCCCUGAACAAGCACGACCCCCGUGAUCCGACAAGCCUUCCUCCAGCGUCAAGGUCCAGGAUAUCAUCUAAUUUAAAUUCGCACCACCCCUCCCGCUCCGAAUCCUCCCGUCUCCGAAUCGGUGUUCCCCUGGAAUAUAACAUCUCAGAACUUAAUCCCUCAGUGCGGCAAGCCUGGUGUCGCUCACUGGAAUAUUUUCGUCAGCAAGGGCAUAUAAUUCAACCUGUAUCGCUGCCCAUGACCAAGUUAGCCUUGUCAGCGUACUACAUACUCGCUCCAGCCGAGGCAUCUUCAAACCUAGCAAAAUAUGAAGGUGUUAGAUACGGAUCUCGAUCCAAUGAUCCCAAGUGCGACAAUAAAUCAGAAAACGAUUUAUACGUGAAUACUAGAGGCGAAGGGUUUGGAGCGGAGGUUAAGAGAAGAAUCAUGCUAGGCGCAUUUAGCUUGAGCGCCCAGGCGAUCGACAACUACUUCAUCCAGGCACAGCGCAUUCGACGUCUUGUUAGGCGCGAUUUCGACGUCGCAUUUAGGGUAGAGCAUCCACUGGAUCUAGGAAUAUCGGGGAUUGAGCAGCAUACUCGAGAGUCCAGCGUCGACGUCCUCAUAUGCCCAACUGCGCCCUCUCCACCACCGACCAUUUCCGAUGUUACGAGUGCUAAGGCGACAAGAUCGCCUUUGGAUGCCUACAUCAAUGAUGUUUUUACAGUGCCUGCUAGUUUGGCUGGCCUUCCAGCCAUAUCCGUUCCUGUAUCUGGGAAAGGUGAUACUGACAAUCAAGAGAGUGAAAUCUUGGCCGGUAUCCAGAUAAUUGGCCAGUAUGGUGACGAUAAACUUGUCCUGGAAGUAGGCGAAGUACUAGAGGGCCUCGGAUUGUAA